This is a messenger RNA of Triplophysa dalaica, 1906 nucleotides long. RefSeq names its product 3-hydroxyisobutyryl-CoA hydrolase (gene hibch). Bases 130 to 1278 code for a protein of 382 amino acids. Gene Ontology annotation, cellular component: mitochondrion. NCBI's taxonomy places the organism in Eukaryota, Metazoa, Chordata, Actinopteri, Cypriniformes, Nemacheilidae. The record is from RefSeq and is a predicted model, not a curated record. Gene Ontology annotation, biological process: L-valine catabolic process. Gene Ontology annotation, molecular function: 3-hydroxyisobutyryl-CoA hydrolase activity. The transcript is spliced from 14 exons.
GAGAUUUCCUCAAUGGCGUCGCACCAAUAUGACAUCAUGAGGGAAGACCAAUGAGCGGCUGUGACAGGGGUAAAGCCUUCGUGUGUACAGUAAUUCAUCAACAUUGUCUGAACUGACUGAGUUGUAAUCAUGUCAUUAAAAAUCCUAACAUCUGCACACAGACUACGAGCAUUCUGUAGAUUGCAGAGAAUACAAGGACACAUGAUGUCCAGUAAAGCUGAAUCAGAAGUUCUGUUCGAGAAAGUGGGGAACGCUGGUGUCAUCACAUUAAACAGACCCAAAGCUCUCAAUGCCCUCAAUCUCACAAUGAUCAGACACAUCUUCCCUCAACUCAAGAAAUGGGACAACGAUUCAGAAACGGAUGUAGUGAUCAUUAAAGGAGCAGGAGGGAAGGCUUUCUGUGCCGGUGGAGAUAUCAGAGCUGUCACAGAAGCUGGAAAAGCUGGCGAUUCGCUAGCUCAAGACUUCUUCCGUGAGGAGUACAUUCUGAACAAUGCUAUUGGUACAUAUAAGAAGCCAUAUGUGGCUCUAAUCGAUGGAAUAACAAUGGGAGGGGGCGUGGGUCUCUCGGUGCACGGCCGGUUUCGUGUGGCUACAGAGAAGACGCUGUUUGCCAUGCCGGAGACGGGCAUCGGCCUGUUCCCUGAUGUCGGAGGGGGUUACUUUCUCCCUAGACUCCAAGGCAAGCUGGGACUCUUUCUCGCCUUGACCGGGUUCCGCCUCAAGGGACGAGAUGUGCAGAGAGUCGGGGUGGCUACUCAUUUUGUGGAGUCGGAAAAGAUUGUGUCUCUUGAGAAGGAUCUUGCUGACCUGAAGUCUCCAUCUGUGAGUGAUGUGACUCAGCUACUUGAUUCUUAUCAGAAACAGAGCGCUCUGGAUGCUGAGAAACCGUUUACCCUUCAACAGCACACAGAAGCCAUCAAUAGAAUCUUUUCAGCUGCCAGUGUGGAGCAGAUCCUGGAGAACCUUCAGAAAGAUGGAUCUGCAUUUGCACAGAAACAGAUUGAGAUUCUGGCCAAAAUGUCUCCUACGUCACUGAAGUUAACUUGCAGACAGAUUCAGGAAGGGGCAAACAUGAGUUUACAGGAGGUUUUGGUGAUGGAGUAUAGACUCACUCAAGCCUGCAUGAGAGGACACGAUUUUUAUGAGGGAGUUCGAGCUGUGCUGAUCGAUAGAGACCAGAGUCCAAAGUGGAAACCUUCCACCCUCUCUGAGGUCACAGAACAAGCUAUAGAGGAUUGCUUCAGUUCCCUGGGUGAAAGAGAUCUCAAACUUUAAAGCAAAACUCCUCAAAUACACCCGCUGGUUACAUUCAUCCAAAUGAAUAAAAUCGUCAUUGUUAUUUCAGUCAGCAUAGCUGCUGGUAGUACAGGAUUUACACCUACUAUAUAGCAUUUGUCAAGAUGAGGUGCAGAAAAUCAUAUCUUUCAUUUCUGACUGUUAUUCUUUAUACUGUGUCAUACAUUUCUCUGGGAAGACACUUUUCUACGAGUGGAAUCACAAGCAAUUCAUGAUUGUCAAUUUAACACACAAACAUUGGCCGCCAUUCAGUACAACUGGAUUAAAGUGACUACCAUUAACCACAGUAUUUACUACACAGUAUUACAACUUUAACAACCACUCCCGCUGACCUACAUUACUAAGAUAGCAAAGCUGACAAAAAUAGAUGCAGGCAAAUCCACGAUGCCUUUAAUGAAAGUCUCAUUUGCUUUCUUACAUACUGUUUGUAUGGGUGUUCUUUACAAAAUUGUGUGACUUGUACUUGUGGUUAAAAUAGUUAUUUGCAUCAUGUAUUUUGUUUGUUCGAUUGCAGGUUUGUCAAUUAUAGUUUUAACUUAUCAACAAAGAUUCUUAGUAAAAAAAUGAAUAAAUCAGAAUAAAAAGACACAGUUUGUUUAGAUCUUUA